Messenger RNA from Hyaena hyaena (striped hyena), 1429 nucleotides. It is a transcript of the gene SPI1, whose product is annotated as Spi-1 proto-oncogene. Gene Ontology annotation, biological process: regulation of transcription by RNA polymerase II; cell differentiation. The record is from RefSeq and is a predicted model, not a curated record. The transcript is spliced from 5 exons. NCBI's taxonomy places the organism in Eukaryota, Metazoa, Chordata, Mammalia, Carnivora, Hyaenidae. Gene Ontology annotation, molecular function: DNA-binding transcription factor activity, RNA polymerase II-specific; sequence-specific DNA binding. Gene Ontology annotation, cellular component: nucleus. Bases 207 to 1022 code for a protein of 271 amino acids.
GGCCCUUCGAUAAAAUCAGGAACUUGCGCUGGCCCUGCAAUGUCAAGGGAGGGGGCUCACCCAGGGCUCCUGUAGCUCAGGGGGCAGGCCUGAGCCCUGCGCCCGCCCUGAGUUCGUCCCAGCCCCUGACGGGGCGCCCCAUCCUGAGGGGCUCCGCACUGGCCCCCACCGAAGCAGGGGACCUGACCGGCUAGGAGCUCGGCUGGAUGUUACAGGCGUGCAAAAUGGAAGGGUUUCCCCUCGUCCCCCCUCAGCCAUCGGAAGACCUGGUGCCCUACGACACGGACCUGUACCAACGCCAGACGCACGAGUACUACCCCUAUCUCAGCAGCGAUGGAGAAAGCCACAGCGACCAUUACUGGGACUUCCACCCGCACCACGUGCACAGCGAGUUCGAGAACUUCGCCGAGAACCACUUCACGGAGCUGCAGAGCGUGCAGCCCCCCCAGCUGCAGCAGCUCUACCGCCACAUGGAGCUGGAGCAGAUGCACGUGCUCGACACCCCCAUGGCGCCGACCCACGCGGGCAUCGGCCACCAGGUCUCCUACCUACCCCGGAUGUGCCUCCCGUAUCCCUCCCUGUCCCCGGCCCAGCCUAGCUCGGAUGAGGAGGAGGGCGAGAGGCAAAGCCCCCCGCUGGAAGUGUCUGACGGGGAGGCCGAUGGCCUGGAGCCAGGGCCUGGCCUCCUGCAUGGGGAAACAGGCAGCAAAAAGAAGAUCCGCCUGUACCAGUUCUUGCUCGACCUGCUCCGCAGCGGGGACAUGAAGGACAGCAUCUGGUGGGUGGACAAGGACAAGGGCACCUUCCAGUUCUCGUCGAAGCACAAGGAGGCGCUGGCACACCGCUGGGGCAUCCAGAAGGGCAACCGCAAGAAAAUGACCUACCAGAAGAUGGCCCGUGCCCUGCGCAACUACGGCAAGACGGGUGAGGUCAAGAAGGUCAAGAAAAAGCUCACCUACCAGUUCAGCGGGGAGGUGCUGGGCCGCGGGAGCCUGGCCGAGCGGCGCCACCCGCCCCACUGAGCCCAGGCCCACUGAGCUGGGCCCGCCAGGCCUUCCCGCUGGCCAUAGCAUUAACCCCUCGCCCGGCCCGGACACAGGGAGGCAAGCUCCCAGGGGCCAGGGGCAGGACUGUGGCGGGCCGGGCCUCGGCUUACCCAUCCGCUCCCUCCUCCAAGCCUGCUACCCACAGCCUCUCCUCACCUCCUACCAGGACUCCAGCCCCGGCCCCAGAGGGCACCUGGGCGUCCGACUCCAGCGAAGGGUCAGCCUCGCUUAGUAAGACCCAGGGUGUGCUUCCUUGGGAGUUCCAAGUCACCAGAUUUGUACAAAUUGAACCCUCCUUCUUAAGUUUCCCCCUCCCACACCUGUCCCUCGUUAGCUUCCUCAAGGAACAGUCAUUAAAGUUAUUCUCAGUGAGUCCUUUUGUA